GGUGAUUCUGGCGGACGCGGCGGCUUUGGCGGAGGUCGAGGAGGGGGACGUGGUGGGGGUAGAGGUGCUCCCAGGGGCCGCGGUGGCCCUCCAGGCCGUGGUGGAGGUCGCGGUGGCUUCAGCGGGGGAGGCCGUGGUGGUGUCAUGAAGCGCGGUGCCCCUGGGGGACGCGGAGGUGGACGCGGCGCACCUCGCGGUGGUCGUGGAGGUCGUGGAGGAGGCCGCGGGGGCGCGAGGGGCGGCUCUAACGUGAUUCUCAAGCCCCACAAGCACCCUGGCGUCUUCAUUGCGGAGGGCAAGGAGAGCUUGCUCGUCACCAAGAACCUUGUUCCGGGCGAGGCCGUCUACGGAGAGAAGCGGAUAUCCAUCGACGGCGGCGUGGACGGUACCAAGGUCGAGUACCGCGUGUGGAACCCCUUCCGCUCCAAGCUUGCCGCUGGUGUUCUCGGAGGUCUGGACGACAUCUACAUCGCGCCUGGGAUGAAAGUUCUCUACCUCGGCGCCGCUAGCGGAACCAGUGUUUCGCACGUCGCUGACAUUGUUGGGCCGGAAGGCACGGUGUAUGCGGUGGAGUUUUCACUUCGGUCAGGCCGUGACUUGAUUGGCAUGGCGAAAAAGCGAACAAACGUUAUCCCCAUCGUCGAGGAUGCGCGGACACCCCAAAGAUACCGGAUGCUCCUCUCCACCGUCGAUGUUAUCUUUGCCGAUGUCGCACAGCCCGACCAGGCCCGUAUCGUGACGCUCAACGCCGAGUACUUCCUCAAAAACGAGGGCCAUGUUGUCAUUUCCAUCAAGGCGAGCUGUAUUGAUUCCACUGUGCCCCCAGAGGCUGUGUUCGCGCGGGAGGUGGACUUCUUGCGCCAGAACAACUUGAAGCCCAUUGCGCAGGUCACCCUUGAGCCGUACGAGCGUGAUCAUGCCAUGGUGACAGGUAUGUAG
Epithele typhae is the source of this 939-nucleotide messenger RNA. Its product is annotated as putative NOP1-fibrillarin. Gene Ontology annotation, biological process: rRNA methylation; box C/D sno(s)RNA 3'-end processing. Lineage: Eukaryota; Fungi; Basidiomycota; Agaricomycetes; Polyporales; Epitheliaceae. The record is from RefSeq and is a predicted model, not a curated record. Gene Ontology annotation, molecular function: rRNA methyltransferase activity; RNA binding; histone H2AQ104 methyltransferase activity. Gene Ontology annotation, cellular component: nucleolus; small-subunit processome; box C/D methylation guide snoRNP complex. The transcript is spliced from 4 exons. The annotation marks the transcript as partial.